AUGCCCAGUCUAAUCGAACUGCAGUAAACGACGCGUUAACAAAGCGCGAUAAAAUCAUAAAACAAAAUUUGGAAACUGUGUUUUAAAUUGAUUUAUUUAACCCAAAGGAUACAAAAAACAGCAACAAAAUGAAUUGCCUAGCUGCAACUUUAAAUUUUCUACUAUAUCUAAUUAAUAUAGUGUUUUUGAUCGUCGGCAUUCUGUUGAUUGUGCUGGGGUCCAUUAUGCUCUCGCACAUCAAUCAGUUCUAUGGCAUAGAAGAACUGGUAGAGACCAAUGCCAUUCCCAUAUGCAUAACUGUUCUGGGCGUGCUCAUCUUUAUCGUUUCCUUCUUCGGCUGCUGUGGCACUUGGCGUCAGAGUGCCUGCUUGACCGGCACGUAUGCUACGCUGAUGUUUAUACUCUUUUUGCUGCAAUUAGUACUCACCUGCUGGGUGGCUGUCAAUCGUCAGGGCUUCCUGAACGAUAUGCGUGAUCUGGUGAACACAAUUUGGGCGGAGAACGAUGCGGCUAACGAUUACCCAAUGGGUGCAAUUGAGCUGACAUUCAAUUGCUGCGGUGACACCAACUACUUGGACUAUAACACCAGAAACCAGACGGUGCCUGGCACUUGCUGUGGCUACACCAAUCGCACUCAGUACUGCUCUCCAGCAAUCUAUGAGAAUCUUGAGGGAUGCAAUGCUAAGUUUGAGAGCUUUUGGGUGAACAACACGGAUCUCAUUCGUUGGUCGGGCCUGGGCAUCUGUUUAUAUGAGUUUAUCGUCUUCUUGCUUGCUGCUGCUUUGACCCAUUCAAUGCGCAAAUCAAAUUCAGGCAGACAAGUUUCGGCUUAGAUGAUGAGGAGUAGCUAAAGCUGUUGAACUUUAUAAUGCAUUGAUUAAUUGAGUUAUUUAAUAAAUAUUAUUACCUAGA
Molecule: messenger RNA, 912 nt
Organism: Drosophila nasuta
Lineage: Eukaryota; Metazoa; Arthropoda; Insecta; Diptera; Drosophilidae
Gene: Tsp42Ec
Product: Tetraspanin 42Ec
Exons: 3
Coding region: 129-833 (234 amino acids)
Cellular component (GO): plasma membrane
Source: RefSeq, a predicted model, not a curated record